Molecule: messenger RNA, 6639 nt
Organism: Entelurus aequoreus (snake pipefish)
Lineage: Eukaryota; Metazoa; Chordata; Actinopteri; Syngnathiformes; Syngnathidae
Gene: brinp2
Product: bone morphogenetic protein/retinoic acid inducible neural-specific 2
Exons: 10
Coding region: 370-2883 (837 amino acids)
Biological process (GO): positive regulation of neuron differentiation; negative regulation of mitotic cell cycle
Source: RefSeq, a predicted model, not a curated record
GAAGAGGAGGAGGAAGAGGAGGAGGAGACAGUAGCGAAGAAAGGAAGGAAGGAAGGAAGGAAAGAAGGAAGAAAGGAAGGAGAUGUUGCGGAGGAAAAAUAUGUUUCUCAAGUCAUAUUUGGACAACCUGCCAAUCAUCAUCUUCAUCAUCGUCGUCAUCGUCACGGUGACGUCAUGGACCAGCGGAGUGAUCAAUCACCAUCGGAAACAGACUUCAUACGUUCUAGAACAUUCUCUGAGGAUCUAAAAGAACAACAAGAUUAUUUUUCUUUCCCUCAUCGGACUGAAGAUUAUCACCCUGCGCCACUGGGAGGCAACUGCCAGAAGAAAUGCGGGUCCUAGGUGCCUUAGUACGUCACCACCAGGACCAUGGCGAUUCAUUGGCCACUGAGAAAAGAGGGAUGCUUGCAAGGCUCCGCCUCCACUGCUAGAUGCUCAGCAUCCUCCUUCAAGCUUCUAUGGUUGCCAUGGAUCUUGUUUUGGCUGCUCUGGCCCAUCCGAGCUGAGCAAGUGGUCAGCGGCGGACAUGCGGGCAAAUCUCUCCACGGGUCCCCGCCCUCGUCCUCGUCCUCGUCCUCGUCCUCGUCCUCGUCCUCGUCCUCGUCUCCCUCCAGCUCAUCAGCAGGAUUCAGCAGCAGGCCUGGUGGGGGUCAGCUGGACUGGCUGCUGUCAGAAAAAGGACCUUUCCAGCGAUGCUCCGAGUACACCGAGUUCACCGAGAGGUUCCAGCAGGGAUUUUCUACCAGAUACAAGAUUUACAGGGAGUUCAGCCACUGGAAGGUGAACAGCUUGGCCACAGAAAAGCGAGACCUCUUCAAAGCGUCUUCACCUUUAGCACCAGAGUUCUUACGCAACCUGCGGUUGCUGGGGCGACGGCCAACCUUACAGCUGAUCAACGAAAACCUCAUCAAGAAGUACGGGACUCACUUUCUGGCCUCGGCUACUUUAGGAGGGGAAGAGUCUCUGACCAUCUUCUUGGACAAACACAAGCUGAACAAGAAGUGGGAAGGCAACAACAACAACAACAACAACAGCAGCAGUAAUGUGGUUUCUCUGGAGCUGCUGCACCAGUUAGCUGCUUCCUACUUCACAGAUCGAGAAAGCACACUAAGGAGACUCCAUCACCUCCAGAUCGCCACUGCAGCUAUCAAGGUAACAGAGACAAGGACGGGCCCUCUCGGUUGCAGUAACUAUGACAGCUUGGACUCUGUUAGUUCAGUGUUGGUGCACAGUCCGGAAAACAAGAUCCACCUAAGAGGUUUGCAGGAUGUCCUACCAGAGUUCCUGCGAGGUCGCUUUGUGGAGGCGGCCCUGAGCUACGUGGCGUGUAACUCUGAGGGCGACUUCCUGUGUCGCAACAACGACUGCUGGUGUCGAUGCUCUCCUGGCUACCCACAAUGCAACUGUCCCUUGGCAGAUAUCAGCGUCAUGGAGGACAACCUGCAGCAAAGCAAACAUGCCUGGAACGCUUUCAACCAGGACUUCAUGGACUCAGAUGAAUUCAAAGCCUUCCUGAAGCGCUUGCCUGCCGACAGAUUCUUGAAUGUCUCCAUGAUGGCCAAAUACUGGUCCGCAGACGUGUCCCUCCAGAAGCGCUAUGCCCAGCUCCGGUCCAGUGCGGCUUUGGUUCUGGCCAAAGCUCAGAAGAUCGUCAGGAAGUUGUUCACGCUAAGCAAACGAUGUCCCAAGCAACCUCGCAUCAGUCUGCCUCGGGAAAGGCCGCUUGCCUUUUGGUUGACUCAGGCUCAGGCGUUGCUCUACUGCAACGAGCAUGGAGUCCUGGGCUUCUUCUCGGAGGAAGUCCAGAGCUGCAGCUGUCCUGUGGACCAGCCCCCCUGUCAGGGUGUCAUUCCCUGUGUCGUCGGCACCUCUUCCAUCUCCUGUUCAACGUGUGCCGCCGACAACGCCACCCGCUGUGGAUCCUGCCACCACGGCAACCUCUUACACCUCGGUUCCUGUCGACCAAGCGUCGCCUCGUCCCUGGACCACUAUUUGAACCUGGAUCUGGACAUGCCGGAUGCUGAGGUUAAAAGAGCUUCUGACCUUCAUUCUCACACUCAGGCAAAGUACCUGCUUCAGCAGCUGGACAGCAGGAUAGAGGUCCAUGCCAUCUACAUCAGCAAUGAUGUACGCCUGGGAAGUUGGUUCAAUCCUGCCUGGAGAAAGAGGAUGCUGCUCACGCUCAAGAGUAAUAAAAACAAAUCCAAUCUCAUCCACAUGCUGAUGGCCAUUACUUUCCAGAUCUGCUCAACUAAGAACUCAACAUUGGAACCCGUGCCUGCAAUUUACGUGAACCCUUUUGGGGGGAGUCACUCGGAGAGUUGGUUCAUGCCAGUGAACCGGCCGGACUUCCCCGACUGGGAGAGAACUCGACUGGACUCUGCAGCGGCUGCACAAUGCUACAACUGGACAUUGUCGCUGGGGAACCGGUGGAAGUCCUUCUUUGAAACGGUCCACAUCUACCUGCGAAGCCGUAUCGUCACAGGUGAUCCAACAGUGAAUGAAACACUCUUCUAUGAACCUUUGGACAUGGAGGAUCAGACAUCCAACCUGGGCUAUAUGAAGAUCAACACACUGAAAGUGUUUGGAUACAGCAUGCACUUUGACCCUGAGGGUAUCAAGGAUUUAAUCCUCCAGUUGGACUACCCAUAUACGCAAGGUACACAGGAAGCUGCCUUCUUGAUGUUGUUGGAGAUGAGGGAUCGCAUUAAUAGGUUAACGCCACCAGCACCUCAGUCGCUCGACCUUUUUUCUUGUCUGCUGCGGCAUCGACUCAAGUUGUCAGCUGGUGAGGUGGCACGCAUCAAGGAGGCCCUCCAGAUCUUUAACUCCAAGCUCCCAAAUGCCUCCCCUCAACCUGAGCUGGCCCAGCUGUGCAGCUAGCAAGCUAGCUUUGUGCUCAGGAGAGGUUCAAGGCUGAAAAGAGGCUCAAGGAUGUAUGGAUAAUCUUGACAUGGUCUACAGUCAACGUCUCUUGAGUGGGUUUCCUUUGGCGUUUGUAUCAUGACGACAAAUCGGUUGACUUCCAGACCAUGGGGCUGUGUUGAGAUGCUGAACUCGCUGGAAGUAAACUUUUGUUAUACCUGCCUUGCUUUUGGCAAAGUCAAUGACAGCAGGGGGACUCAUAGGAAACACUUAAGGCCCCUGGCUUGCAAAGACAAAAGUCAUUUUGAUAUGUAAGGUCCAACUCUUGAGGGACCAACACAAACAUAACAUGAGAACCUGUUUUUUUGCUUUCAAAACUAUCCCGAGAAUGAGUGAAGGGUGGAAAUAAGUCAAUGUGCAUUGGAUGAUGUCAUGUUAUGCUUUGCCGUUCCAAUUUUUCCCCACCAACAUCAUCACUAACAACUAAGAACCUUUUUACCCGGGUAAAAGAAGUCCUGUAAUCUGUGUGCUUUGCACUUCCACUGCCACUCAAAGUCUUUCUUUUUUUAAUCUAGGGGUCAUUUAUUCAAAUCCUGCUGAUGCUAUAUGGGGGAGUGUAACAUGGUUACAUAGGAUGAGGGUCUGGUGAGUCCAUUUAGAUGUCAAUAACAACAAUUAAAGAAUGAAUGUCUUGACAACACACCUCCAUCCAAUUCAUUUAGCUUUACUGGUUAGCAUUAGCAUUAGGUUCACAGCUACACGGUGCUUAGGAUUCUGUAAAGUUUCACAAAUGUAUGCGCCGACGUUCAUUUGCUCGGGUUCGGGUUCGCCAACUCAAAAUCCCACUUAAAAAUGUCCUUUGCAAACAUUCUUAUUCUAUUGUCUUCCCUCUAUUUUCCAAGUGAUUGAAAUGAAGAUGAAAGAAACAGCCGCAGUCUAUCUUAAACAUGGCGUGUGUUACUCCAAGAGGCGUUUUCAGCUAACAGCCCACCUCUCUAAAUUUCUCGGGCUUGUAAAAAAAAAGAGCCAUCUCGUGAGGUCAAGGUACUUUUUCUGCGUUUAGUUGGGUGUCUUCAAACAUGCACAGAGGCUUACAUUGACAUUCCUUGUUUGUCACAGGUCACAUGUCCAUGUCUGAACAGGAAAGGAAGAAGCAGAUCGUAUUUAAUCCUAUUCUUGUUAUCACAUCAGUCACAAAUAGGGUUUUUUCCACUUCCUGUAUUGCUGCACACAAAAGGCUAGCGACAUCAGACCCUGGCGAGACCCCAGAAUGAAGCCAGAAUGUUCUUGAUAAUAAUUAUUUUCAGGCUAUUCAUUUCAGGCCACAAACAAGCGGACGCCUGAGUGCCAGCUCGGACGUCCAAAGCCCACAAAGAUGUGGGAUCCUUAGAGAUGCCAACAAUUGGACUUCAACAAAGAUGCUGUUUCACUCAGACAAGAUGUUACCCGGGUCAGAAAUGUAUUUCUUAAAUGCCAGGGGUCUCAUUUAUUAAGACUUGCAUGGAUUUCUUACUAAAAAGUUUUGUACACUUAAAUCCAGAAAACAUACCAAAAACAUUCCGAUGUAUUCAAGUGUGCACAUUUCUUUUGUCAACGUGGAAGUGAGCACACAUGUUGGCGUGCACCACAUGCAUCCAUCCAUCUUCUUCCGCUUAUCUGAGGACAGGUCGCGGGGGAAGCAGCCUAAGCAGAGAAACCCAGACUUCCCUCUCCCCAGCCACUUUGUCCAGCUCCUCCCGGGGGAUCCCGAGGUGUUCCCAGGCCAGUUGGGAGACAGUCUUCCCAACGUGUCCUGGGUCUUCCCCGUGGCCUCCUACCGGUCGGACGUGCCCUAAACACCUCCCUAGGGAGGCGUUCCGGUGGCAUCCUGACCAGAUGCCCGAACCACCUCAUCUGGCUCCUCUCCAUGUGGAGGAGCAGCGGCUUUACUUUGAGCUCCUCCCGGAUGACAGAGCUUCUCACCCUAUCUCUAAGGGAGAGACCCGCCACCCGGCGGAGGAAACUCAUUUGGGCCGCUUGUACCCGUGAUCUUGUCCUUUCGGUCAUAACCCAAAUAUCAUGACCAUAGGUGAGGAUAGGAAAGUAGAUCUUGUACCCGUGAUCUUGUCCUUUCGGUCAUAACCCAAAGAUCAUGACCAUAGGUGAGGAUAGGAACGUAGAUCUUGUACCCGUGAUCUUGUCCUUUCAGUCAUAACCCAAAGCUCAUGACCAUAGGUGAGGAUGGGAACGUAGAUCGACCGCUAAAUUGAGAGCUUUGCCUUCCGGCUCAGCUCCUUCUUCACCACAACGGAUCUAUACAGCGUCCGCAUUACUGAAGACGCCGCACCGAUCUGCCUGUCGAUCUCACCAUCCACUCUUCCCUCACUCGUGAACAAGACUCAGAGGUACUUGAACUCCUCCACUUGGGACAAGAUCUCCUACCCAAACUGGAGAUGGCACUCUAACCACAUAUGAUCUGUAGAAUCCAUCAAUCCAUUUUCUACCGCUUGUCCCUUAGAGGGUUGCGGGGAUCUGUAAAAUGGAUCCAAUGACAAUAUUUUCUGUUGGCGUAUACAUAUUGAUCAUGUGAUGGCCAGCAGUCAAUAACUCCCAUUACAUUGGGUUAACCCUAACCCUAACCCUAACCCUAACCCUGUUGCUUUAAAGUUGGCCUGUUCAGCUGCCUUGUGCAGGAACUUGGUACACCUGGCUAACAUGUCCAUCAUUUCAGGGUUUUUUUUGCCUGAGUUUUUAUAUUUAUUGGUGUAAUUUCACAUACGGAGGUGUGCCAAUUGUUCAUAUGUCUCUGGUGUGCACAUCCAUCAUUCUGAGGAGUCAUUGUUUGACAUUUCUUACCAAGCAUCAGGUGUGUGUCACAUUUCCACAUUUAGUUCACCCUUGAGACAUCUCAACUUUGAUGUGAAAAAGGGCACAGUCCAGGUUUUUGUGUGCACGCACUCCUAAUACACCUGGGGCCGCUUUUUGGAUUUGAGUGUACAGCAUUUUAAAGGAGGAAAUCCAUAAAAGUCUUAAUCCUUGAGGCCCCUGAUCUUUAAGUUCCUGUGUUGGAAAAUAGACAUCUGUACAUGUCAUUAGGGCUAGGGUUAGGGUUAGGGUUAGGGUUAAAGUCAUUUCAAUGAUGAUACGGGAUAGGGUUAAGGUUAGCUGGAUAAGAAGCCUGUUAGUGAUGCCGUGUACUUGGUGGUGUGUCUUUACCAAAAAAAAUGCACUGGCAGCACAAAUACCGAAAAAGCUUGAAUGUUUGUUUAUGCUUUUUUAUGUUUUUCUCUUGAGGUGAACCACCCUGCCAAAAAAAUAACUCAAUCUGAGUUGUAGACAAAAAAAGAUUUGCAGGUGCUGUACAUAAUGCUCCAUCUAACCCAAUGUGCACAUUGCUUUUUAAAUAACCAAGCGCAACCCCCCCACCCCCACCUUUACCUUACCACCACAAAAAAAACAAAAACCAUUUAAAUACAACUGUAACAACUCAUGCCUUAUAAGGAUUCAGUGUUGUAUUAAAAGUUGCUGUUUGAUUUUCUGGCAGGUGACGUGUUGCUUUUAUUAUUGACAUUUUAAUAUUUACCACCACGACACAAUGUCACAUGGAAGUACAAAUACAUGGUGGUCACAUGAAAGUACAAAUACAUGGUGGUCACAUGAAAGUACAAAUACAUGGUGGUCACAUGAAAGUACAAAUACAUGGUGGUCACAUGGAAGUACAAAUACAUGGUGGUCACAUGAAAGUACAAAUACAUGGUGGUCACAUGGAAGUACAAAUACAUGGUGGUCACAUGA